CUCGAUCGCCCCACUUGCCUCGCUCUAGAUCACUCCUCCAACUCUACACCUCUCUACUCCACCCCCGUUCCAGUCCUCGCAACGCUCGAGAGCUCGACUAGUCGACACCCAUACGGCCCACUCACCCACCCCCACCGACCCGGUGGAGCGACCGCCAAAGAUGGCGCUGUACACCCCCUUCGAGCUUGUCCACGCGCACCUAGCCGAGACGAGUGCCGUAGAGGUUGCCGUGCCCUCGGAGCGCUCCUUUCCCGCAACUGAGCAUGACUACAACACUCCCCUCCACGCCGAGCACGCGCUCAGCGCCUCCUUUGAUGCGCAGACGGGCACCCUUGCACGCUCAGUGUUCAAUGGGUACGCGCUGGAGCUGCGUUCCCUCUCCCUUGUGAUCAACUCCAAGCCAGACUCAUCGCCCAGUGUGCUGCGUAUUGUGCUCCCCGACCCGUUGCGGCCUCUAGCAAAUGGCUGCAUCAUUCCCGACUUUGGAGCGGGCGUUCUGAUCGUGCUCGUCGUCACAACCGCCGACGUUAUUUACCGCUUCACCUUUCCUCUUUCUGGCUUCUCCGACGCGGGUGACCGUGUCAUACUCCAGACGAAGGACACAGACUGGGCCGAAGAGAUUGAAAUCGGUGACGAGACAAUCAACGCUGCUGGCGGCAUCGCAAGCUGGGCAGCCGUCAACCAGAACACUGUUAUGCUUGGCUGCUCGGACGGUGGCAUCAUAAAGGUCGCUCGCCUUCCCGACUCUACACCCGAAAAUCCCAUUUGGACCGCGUCGCACCACCGCGGCCACUCAAGAUUGCGCUUGGGCUUCUUCAGCCGCGGCGCCGAUGAGACGGUCACGUCGCUCGCAGAGUUCGACUACCAGGACCAGAUUCCGGUGCUUUACUCGUUGUCGCGCGACUCCAAGUUGCGCACAUGGUCGAGUGUCAGCGGGCUGUGUCUGAAGACGCUGGACGUGCGGCUCUCAUCCCAAGACCUUGUACCGGCUACCCAGGUGCCAGGCGCGCAACCCUCAGCAGAGCUUUCGACGUCUCUCAUCCGCGUUGUGCGCCAUCCCAAUCCUAGCUCGCGUUGCUCGCAUAUUGUCGUCGUCUUCAUUCCCACCCCCUACAACCCCUCAGUUCCCGGCACUUUUGUGUUCUACCGCGCUUCCCACCCGACUUCUGGAGCCAACGAUUUGGUGUACGCAGGCGAGCGAGCCGGGUCACCGGCUUCCGCAGGCAGUGAACUGCGUGGCUUCGAGAUCCAGCCACCUUCACGGACGGACGCAGCGGACGGAUGGCGGCUUUGGGCUGUAUGGGAUGCCAAGGGCAAGCUCGAGGCCGACUCGGUGCCUAUCAAUGACAUCCUUCAGUUCACCACGUACCACGCGCCACCCACCAAGCCGCGCAUGGUCUUCGACUGGCAACGAGCGGCGUGCUACGACGGCGUGGAGCGUUACGACACAUCGUACUUCGACGCAAUCCUCAGCCUUGACCCACCUGACCCGGCCCAGCCGUAUGCGAACGAGGACAUCUCCGAUGUCUUUGUCAAGCACCUCCUUCAUCCCGGCCGCUUCUCGAGCCUUGAUCUCACCACAGCUCUGGACGACUACAUCGCCCACCUCCCCAUUCUUCUCCAGGAGCGGGCUCGCAGCGUUGUGUACCCCAGCCUGGCAGAGCGUUUCAAAGGCGCCGUCGGCUCGGCGCUGACCAUGAAGAUGAGCCCGCAGACUGGCGCGCCUGUUGUGCGUGAGUUCCGCGCCGAGUUGAAGCAGCAGUGGCUCGGUAUAUGGGCGCGAGUGUGCGAGCUCGACAAACAGGGUCGCUGGCCGGUGGCUACAACUUGCAUCGAUGGCCAACUCGUCAUCGUUGACCGAGAGGGCGCCUCGACUCCCGUGCAGGAGGACACGUCGGCAGUCCUUGUUCACCAUGGACAAGUUCCGCAGCAGGCCGCGGAGUUCCAGACAUUGCCUGAAGGUGCUCUCCGUGCGUUGUAUCCUGCUUUGGCGCCGCCAAAAGCACGCCGCGCUAUCACUGCUACAUGUGUGGCUGGCGAGUCGCUAUCCACAUUGUUGCGGAACACGUCUUCAGGCGACGGCAGCGUCUCUGCGCUCGACGCGUUGUUCAGUCAUCUCGAUAGCGAGCUGUCGGUCCCCGCCUCGGUUCCGCCAGAGGAACUCGCUGGCGGUCUCUGGGACGACUUCAUGGAGCCGUACCUCACGGAGGAGACUCGGGCCCACGUCACACGCGCACUUGCCGAGUCAUCCUCGAUCCCUCGCACGCUCGCCGACAUCUUGGAGAUUCUCUCGAGCUACCCCGCCGCGGCAAGCGGGUCGCAGAAGGUCGACAACUGGUCACUCUCAGGCUUCGGCAACGCCCUGCUUGCCUCGACUGUCUCGGCUGUCAUCGCGAGCCGCUUCGCCCUCGCGCGCGAUGUCCUCCUCGUUGCGUUGUACCACACAGCCACAUCUUCUGACCUUGCUGAAGACGACGACGCGUCGGAAACCCUCAUCGCGGUGAUCGCUCGGGCACAGGUCACUUACCACCGCUAUCGUGUUCUGUCGUGGCUGUCGCAGCGGAGCGGUACUAGAGAGGGUGAUCGUGAGAUUCAGAAGCGGAAUGGGAGAGAUGAUGUGCUUGCCGCGUUCGGCAGCCUGAAGAUGCGCGAGAAUGAGGACAAGGGUAUCGACAGCGACGGAUACGACACAGCCUACUCGCUUUUGCACUCGCUGCUGGCACAGUCCUUGAGGCCGCAGGCACCACGUGACACCUUGGCGGGUCUCUUCAACAUGGCGAGCAGCCUCCUCGCAGACCUCAGCCUCGUGGGCAGCGAACAAUUUGAUGUUGAACCUCGCGCAGCCGACGUCAAGCUCGCCUUUAUUGUGCUUGCCGACGGGCACGCGGCUACAGCCGUAGACCUCACAGAGCUAUAUCCCAUGUCGUCUGGGACGGCAUAUGUGCGCGGCCUGGCGCUGUUAGAAAUCGGGGACGUUGAGCGAGGAGCAAACCUGCUCGAGCGAGCCUCAGCAGGUUGCAGAGAUGGAUCACUGCAAGUGAUCAACCACACGUGGCGCUCGAAGAAGGCGCUCGGUGACUACUUCCUCCACGUGUUAGAUAUCGUCAAGCAGCGAGAGCUGUGGGUCCCCGUUGCGCGGUUCGGGGAACGCGCGCUGCAGACGAUUGACCAGAACGGGAGCGACGCCAAAACUGUCUGGACAAGCGUCUUCCUCGCCUACCUCCAGCUGGGACAAUUUGAGGACGCCUACGCAACACUCACUGACGCGCCGCGGGCAAACAAGCGGGACCUGCUGGGCCAGCUCAUCAGCGCGAUGUGCGAGGCAAACGAGAUUGGGCGCCUAAACUCGCUUGGCUUCAUUGGGUUCCAGAAGGAGGUGGAGGAGCUCCUCAACUACAAGGCGCGUAACAGCGACCCUCUUCGUGCCCCCAACUACUACGAAGUGCUUUACUCAUGGCACAUCAGCCGGGGCGAUUACCGCUCGGCCGGCGAAACAAUGUAUGCGCAGGCGAACCGAUAUGCCGAGGUCAGCUCGAAGCUGAACCGCACGCAGGUCGCGGCGCUGAGAGCGCGCUCGUUCCUGGCCGCAAUCAAUGCUCUCUCCCUGGUCGACAAGCGCAAUGCCUGGAUCACGAUUCACUCCCCACGUGCGGCGAAGCGGCGCCGCGUGACCUCGUACAUCCCCGAGGAGGCGUUCUCCGCGACGGCUUCCACCACUGACAUCGUGACCUUGGCCGACAUGCGGUCAGAGUACCGUGCCAUCCUGUCGCAGCUCCAGCUCGCGCCGGAGGUGCCCGACCUGCUGGCGGGCAACGUGUCGCUGGCGCCGACCGAGAUUGUGGGCUUCUUCACGCAGCGCGACAAGUUCGACGAGGCGUUCCUCGCCGCCGCCGAGAUGCACGAGGACAUGACAGACAUCUUCACGGCGCUCGCGACGCGGUGUGUCGAGCUCUCGCGCGGCGCGAGACGCGACGACGCGCGCGCCGCCUUCCUCCGUGCGCCUGCGACCGCGCGCUUGCGCGGCCCGCCCUCGGCCCUCGCACUGCGAUACCUCCAGAUCGCGCUGGCCCGGCACGACAGCGCCGCCACGCGCUGGAAGUACACUGCAGCGGUGGCCGACACGCUGUUCGCGCUCAACGAGGACGCGGCGGCCGGGUGGGCUAUGCCCGCGUGGCUUGUGCAGGCCGAACUCGCACGGGAUGCGGCGGGGUGGAUUGCGCGCGCACUCCGUUUCGGGUGGGUGCGCGAGGCGGUCGAGUGGAGCGCGGACGCGCUGCGCGCCGAGGCGACGCCUGAGGCGCGGGACGCCAGUGCCGACACGCCGUUCAACCUCUACGAUCGCGUGUUGGCGGCGUGCAAGGACGGCGAGGAGAGCGGGGACGAGCGGCUGCAGGCCGCCAGUAGGGCGCUGCGCCAGAGUGUGGAGCGCCGCGUGGCAGAUACGCGUAAGGUAGCGAAGGUGUAGAUGGUAGACUGGCAAUGCAUUUCAUUGUGCUCG
Molecule: messenger RNA, 4498 nt
Organism: Cutaneotrichosporon oleaginosum
Lineage: Eukaryota; Fungi; Basidiomycota; Tremellomycetes; Trichosporonales; Trichosporonaceae
Cellular component (GO): nuclear pore
Molecular function (GO): structural constituent of nuclear pore
Source: RefSeq, a predicted model, not a curated record